AACCCAAUUCUCCCUCGACACCCGGCUUCCCCUCCCCAGGCCUCCCAUCAUUAUCCCAACUCUGGAAACUGCAAGUUUUUGACCGGACUCCAAAAAUUCCUUCCUUCUCAAUUCAACGCCAAUAGGUAUCGCACACCUUCUUGUAGCUAGCUAGCUAGCUAGCUAGCUAGCCAUUUAGCCUGCCAUGCCACUUCUACCCUAAGCCUACUAAAAUUCCUUCCCUAUAUAACUUGUAAACUCAGCCUUCUCUCCUAUUGAUUAUAUGACUCUCUUUCUCUCGAUUUUGUUCUUUUUCUCAUUCGCAUAGCCGCCUGCGCGCUGAUGAUAAAUCCCUGGCCAGACCUACACACACGCAUAACUAAUUAGGGAGCCUUUUUAGCUAUCUACGAGCUAGUUGCAGCUGCGGAUGCAGCUACAGCUACAGCUACAGCUACGGCAAGAAUAAUAAUGUCCGGUAAAAGUAGUUCAUCAUCCAUCAUUCAAUGUCAGGAGAUGGAGCUACGACGACGAGGCCCCUGGACUCUAGAGGAGGACAAUCUCCUCAUCCACUACAUUGCCUGCCACGGCGAAGGUCGCUGGAAUCUCCUCGCUAGGUCCUCAGGGCUGAAGAGAACCGGCAAGAGCUGCCGUCUCCGGUGGUUGAAUUAUCUUAAGCCGGACAUAAAGCGCGGCAAUCUCUCCCCUGAGGAGCAACUGUUGAUCCUCGAACUCCACUCUAAGUGGGGCAACAGAUGGUCGCGGAUCGCGCAGUAUUUACCAGGGAGAACCGACAACGAGAUCAAGAACUACUGGCGGACGCGGGUGCAGAAGCAGGCGCGGCAGCUGCGGGUCGACGCCAACAGCAGCGUCUUCCACGACGCCGUCCGCUGCUACUGGAUGCCGCGGCUGCUGGAGAAGACCUCCGCCGCCACCGCCGCUCACUCUUUGCAGUAUUCCUCACCGGGCCCACCCGAUCCUCCUCCUCCUCCUCCUCCUCCUCCUCCUCAGUUUUUUCCUCAUCAAGAAUCAACCUCCCAGUCAUCCCGCAACCGCGACGACUCCCAACUGAUCAUGAUCCCUAGCUUGCCCCAAUUCGCCUGCAGCAUUCAGCACGAGCUCGACCCGUUUCAAAGUAAUUAUACGCAUGGCUAUGGAUCGGAACCCACCACGGCCACGUCAGACACUGUCAGCUUUGAUCCGGCCUUCAAUAAUUACACCGGCUGCAAAACUAAUGCCCAUGAGGAAAGCGUUUGGGAUGUGGAUGAACUCUAUGGCAUGUUGAGAGGCUACAUGGAAUAUAAGGUAGAAGAAGAUCACUCCCUCCGUUGGAACUUUGGAGAUUAGUUAAUCAAUAGGUAUAAUUAGUGUAACUCGAGUCCUUAAUUGUGAUCUAGUGUGAUUGUCACGAACAUAUAUAUAUAUAUAUAUAUAUAUAUAUAUAUAUGAUUUUAUUCUAUUUUUGAAGACAAAUUUUCUUGCUAGCUA
Zingiber officinale is the source of this 1464-nucleotide messenger RNA. RefSeq names its product transcription factor MYB62-like. Gene Ontology annotation, cellular component: nucleus. The record is from RefSeq and is a predicted model, not a curated record. NCBI's taxonomy places the organism in Eukaryota, Viridiplantae, Streptophyta, Magnoliopsida, Zingiberales, Zingiberaceae. The transcript is spliced from 3 exons. Bases 448 to 1323 code for a protein of 291 amino acids. Gene Ontology annotation, molecular function: sequence-specific DNA binding; DNA-binding transcription factor activity. Gene Ontology annotation, biological process: regulation of DNA-templated transcription.